AUGAGCGCUGUAAUGGCUGCUUUUAUUUAGCUCCGUAAAAUUUUACAUUUAUAUCUUACAAAGAAGAUAGCUUUGACGCCUAUCAAUUACGAUAUUUCAUCCUACGUUUAUGGCAAUCACAUGUAGUCGGUCCUUUUUAUUCUCACAGAGAUAUUGAGGGAAAAAAUACCCGAAAAGAUCAAGCCUGUUGUGCUAACUGAAUGGAACGUAUUUAAAGCAGCCGGCAUUCAGAAGUCUACUCGAGGAAAGCGUAGUAGAUCUAAUCAUGUACAGAAACACGGUACUCGUCAAAUUCCUUCACUAAUACCAAGUAUUAGAGUAAAUAAACCUGUUAGAUCAAUCUCCAGAACUCAAAACUGCAGAAACUUUGCCAACUUAUUAAAUAUUCGAAAACAAUCUGAAUUCAGAAGUAUGGAUGGAAAUUUCCCGGGGAGUCAUUAUGUUCCAUCGCUUUUGUUAUCCAACACCAUGUCAUUGGCGCCCAAAAUUGACGAGAUCGCACAUGCAGUUAAUAACAUCGACUCUGAUAUCGCCUUUUUUACCGAGACUUGGUUACGGGAAAAUGUUCCAGAUGAACCAAUGAAUCGUGUUAAUGGUCAGCACGGGGGCGUAUGUAUGUAUGUUAAAGAGUCCAUCGAGUGUAAAGUCUUAUCUAACCUUUAUCAUAUAGAUCAUGAAGUUCUUUGGGCAGAGUUGAGACCACAACGUUUGUCACGUGGCUUUUCUAAUAUUAUCGUUGGUGUAGUUUAUCAACCCCCUGAUGCCAAUGACACCACUAUGAAAGACUAUUUGAUAACAUCUCUGGAGAAUGUCGAGUCACAGUAUCCUAAUACCGCAAUUAUUAUGGCGGGAGACUUUAAUAAGACUCUUAUGUCUCUGUUUAAAGCGGCUGUUACACUGCACGAAAAAUUGGAUUUACCACUAUAG
Molecule: messenger RNA, 927 nt
Organism: Paramuricea clavata
Lineage: Eukaryota; Metazoa; Cnidaria; Anthozoa; Malacalcyonacea; Plexauridae
Source: the annotation of a GenBank genome assembly